Messenger RNA from Thecamonas trahens ATCC 50062, 1338 nucleotides. Its product is annotated as Nsun6 protein. The record is from RefSeq and is a predicted model, not a curated record. Lineage: Eukaryota; Apusomonadida; Apusomonadidae. Gene Ontology annotation, biological process: RNA methylation. The coding region runs from base 1 to 1338 and encodes 445 amino acids. The transcript is spliced from 2 exons. Gene Ontology annotation, molecular function: methyltransferase activity; RNA binding.
AUGGCGCCCAAGGCGGUCAAGGUUCUACUAGAUGCAGAGGUCGAGGCCUUUCUCGUCGAGGUCUUUGGCGCAGAGUACGUGACGGCCCUACUCGCCAUCGCCUCGAGCCCACCCUCGCACACCACCGUCCGCGUCAACACCUCUGUGUGCUCGGUGCCCGAUGCCCAGGCUCUCCUCGAGGCCGCCGUUGGCGAGCACGGCUUUGAUGUUGCCGUUCAUUCAGCUAUCCCGGAUGUGCUAGUCGUCCGCGACGCUGCGGCGGAGAAGAUCAUCCCGGCGCCCGAGUUUGGCCCGGUCGUCGUCGACCGCCGCUGCGGCGAGUCGGUCCUCCGCGGCGGCCAUGUGUACAUCCCGGGCGUCCUCCGUGCCGCAAAGUGGAAGAAGGCUGGCGAUCCGGUCUCUGUCUUUGCCGAGCUGCCCAACAGUGACGGUCCGGGCCGCAUCGAAGUCUUCAUCGGCAACGGCACCAUUGUCCUCGACUGGGAUGCUCUGAUGGAGGCCAAGGACGCCCGGACAGGCGGCCUUGCCGUCACUAUGGACGCUGUUGUCGGCCCGCGUGCCCCCUCACUGCAUGGCCUACUUUCGCGCGAGCUCUUUGCCCAGAACCUGCCGUCGACCGUCGUCGCCCACGCCGCGCUGAGCGGCGUCGCCCUCGACGAUCGCACUGCCGCGCCGCUGCGCGUCCUCGACAUGUGCGCUGCUCCCGGUGGCAAGACCAGCCACAUUGCUCAGAUCCUAGCCUCUUCGCCACGCGGCGGCCACGUAUGGGCCUGCGAACGCGCGGGCCGCCGCGUCGACAGGCUCCGCGAAACCAUUGCCCGCCUCGACCUCGAUGCUGUCUGCACGGUCAUCAAGUGCGACUCGGCCAAGCUUCUCAAGCCCCGCACCGGCUCCAGCGCUCAGCCCGACCUUGCUCUUGCCUCUUUCGACGUCGUUCUCCUCGAUCCGCAGUGCUCGGGCCUCGGCCUCCGCCCCCGCUUCAACGAAACCCGCAUCAACCGCGCGGAGCUCUCCAACAUGGCCGACUACCAGGCCAAGCUUGCGUCCGUUGCCGCAGGCAUGGUGGCUCCUGGCGGCGUCAUUGUCUAUUCGACCUGCACCAUCGAUCCACUCGAGAACGAGGGCGUCAUCGCCGGCCUUCUUAGCGACUCGCCGCACCUCUCCCUCGUCCCACUCCCGCCGCACCUCUGCAUCGCCCGGGAAGGCCUCUCGGGCCAGGGCCUCGCCGAUCCGCUGGCUGCCCUUGUUCAGCGCUUCGAUCCUGUCGCCCACGACUCGCCAGCCUUUUUCGUCGCCAAGCUCACAGCCGCCACUACCUCCGCCGCCGCCAAGGCCUAG